CGGUGGAAAAAGUUAGUCGUAUUCGGAAACUUGCCCCGAGUGGUUCAUAACGCGUGAAGAAAGCAUCCAAGCGUGUCCAUUGAUUUCAUUAUAUCAGACAGAGAACGGAUCGCGAAUUGAGAACAGAUCGUCGUUCAGAAUCGCGUAUGCAAAUGGUUCUGUUCUGUCGUUGUCGCUAUUCUAGUUGAACUGUUGACCUGUAUCGCGCGCGAUGGUGAUGGAGCGUUUACGUUUCGCGCUGUUGACAUUGGCGUGUUUGCUUGUCUCGGCAAAUGCUCGCCCCGGUCCGCAUCAUGGAAGUGGUUUCCUAGUACAGAACCAUGAUCAACUACGACAAGAGGCCAAGUGUGGAUAUGAGUCCUGCCCGGUGCUAAACGCAGACAAGCUCAACGUUCACCUGGUUCCACACACCCAUGACGAUGUUGGCUGGCUGAAGACGCUCGAUCAGUACUACUAUGGCAGCAGCACACACUUCCAGAAGGCCGGUGUCCAAUACAUCCUCGAUUCGGUCAUCGAUGGCUUGCUGAAGAAUCCCGAGCGCAAGUUCGUGUACGUCGAGUCGGCGUUCUUCUUCAAGUGGUGGGACGAACAGAGUCCGGAACUGCAGGAGGCGGUGCGGGAACUGGUCCAGCAGGGACGGCUGGAAUUCAUCGGUGGAGCGUGGAGUAUGAAUGACGAGGCGGCUGCGCACUACCAGAGCUUGAUCGAUCAGUUCACCUGGGGCUUGGGGUUGCUGAACGACACCUUUGGCGAGUGUGGGCGUCCACGGGCAGGCUGGCAGAUCGAUCCGUUCGGGCACUCGCGCGAGCAGGCUUCACUGUUUGCCCAGAUGGGUUACGAUGGGAUGUUCUUCGCUAGGUUGGAUUGGAGAGAUAAAAACAAGCGGCUGGCGGAGAGCAAGGCGGAGAUGAUUUGGGAGACGAGUUCAAGUUUGGCGGAUAAUGAACUGUUCACGUCGGUGCUUUACAAUCACUACAGUGCCCCGCCGGGAUUCUGCUUCGAUGUGUUGUGUUCGGACCAGCCCUUCAUCGAUGGGAAACACAGCGCUGAGAAUAAUGUCGACCAGAAGGUCGAUUCGUUUUUGGAGUUUAUAGAUGGUAUGAGCCAGAAUUAUCGCUCGAAGAAUCUCCUUCUGACGAUGGGUGACGAUUUCACUUACAUGGAUGCCAACAUGUACUUCAAAAACUUGGAUAAACUGAUAAAAUACACGAACGCUCGUCAGCUGAACGAAUCAAACGUCAACGUCUUCUACUCCACCCCAACCUGCUAUCUGAAGGCCCUGCACGACGCUAAACUCUAUUGGCCGACAAAAUCGGACGAUUUCUUUCCGUAUGCAUCCGAUCCGCACGCCUACUGGACCGGGUAUUACACCUCGCGACCAACUUCGAAGCGUUUCGAGCGAGUCGGUAAUCACUUCCUGCAAGUAUGUAAACAAUUGACAGCUUUGGGACGCUCAACCAGCGAUGAUUCAUACCAAACACGUCUCGGGUACCUCCGGGAGGCGAUGGGUGUCAUGCAGCAUCACGAUGCGAUCACUGGAACCGAGAAGCAACAUGUAGCCGAUGAUUACGCUCGCAUGCUGAACACCGCCUUCGAAGCCUGUGAUGUGAACGCCAAUGAUGCCUUGCAAAGUUUUGCCACGGACACCAGCAGUAGCAGCAUUAAAUUUGAAUCAUGCCAUCUGCUCAACAUUAGCUUGUGUGAGAUUUCCGAAACUAAAGAAACGUUCGUGGUUACCUUAUAUAAUCCAUUAGGACAUACGAGUAGUAAAUACGUCCGGCUGCCGGUCAAUGCCAAAAGCUACCUUAUCAAGGAUGCUCUGGGAAUUCCCCUACCCAUUCAGGUGAUUCCUCUACCAGAGCAAAUUACCAAUCUCAACUUCCGGAAGAGCUUGGCAGUCCAGGAACUCGUGUUUCUUGCCGAAGAAAUCCCACCGCUAGGUUAUAAAUCGAUCUAUGUCACUGAGACAUACAACGGGAUGCUUCAAGACACGCCCAAGGAACUUCCCGAUAAGCGUCCCGCGAGCAUUGGAAACAACUAUUUGUCGCUGAACUUUGACAACAACGGUUUUCUGAGUACAAUAACCGUAAACGGAGCAAGCCAUCGAUUGCAACAGGAUUUCCUGUAUUACGAAGGCGCCUACGGUAACAACGAAGUGUUCGAAAACCGUUCAUCCGGUGCGUACAUCUUCCGUCCCAACGGAACGAUCCAGCAGGUGACAACGAAGGUUCGCUUGAGCGUACACAAAGGCGAACACGUUCAGGAAGUUCAUCAGGUAUUCAACGAAUGGGUCAGCCAGGUAAUUCGUGUUUACGCAGAGGAAAAACACGUGGAAUUCGAAUGGCUAGUGGGACCAAUUCCGGUUGACGAUAGUAAAGGAAAGGAGGUCGUUACUCGUUUCCAUUCGGACAUUCAAUCGGACGGUGUAUUCUGGACUGAUUCGAACGGUCGAGAGAUGCUCAGAAGGGUAAGAAACCAUCGGGAGACAUGGGAUCUGGAAUUGGCAGAACCGGUUGCCGGCAAUUACUAUCCAAUCACUGCCAACAUCGCCCUGGAGGAUGACAACCUUCGAAUGGCGGUGUUGAAUGAUAGAGCUCAGGGUGGCACUAGCUUGCAGGAUGGAGUUCUGGAACUGAUGGUGCAUAGAAGACUUUUGAGGGAUGAUGCAUUUGGUGUUGGGGAAGCUCUGAAUGAGGUAGCAUACGGAUCUGGGUUAAUCGCUCGAGGAAAACAUUAUCUGUUGUUCGGCGAAAAAGCUUCGAAGUCUCCAACAGCGCAAGCGAAGGAGCGAUUCCUCCAGAAUCAAGUCCUAACGCCAGCCUGGUUGUUUGUGUCUGAUGCAACGAACCUUACCUACGAUGCGUGGCGAACAUCUUUUAACUCUGAAUUCUCGGCGCUCUCAGCUUCUCUUCCCCCUAACGUCAAUUUGCUGACGUUUGAACCAUGGAAGAAACCCCUCACGUAUCUGGUUCGAUUCGAACAUCUUCUCGAAGCGAACGAAGAUCCACAGUUUUCACAACCCACGAGCUUCAAUUUGCAGAGUUUGUUCUCGAACUUCAACAUCGGCAGUGUUCGCGAGACAACAUUGGCUGGUAAUCAGUGGAAGAAGGACUCCUCCCGGCUGAAAUUCCGCGCAGAUCCCGUCGUCCCAACUGAAAAGAUGAGUUCUCCACACGGAGCGGUUCAAAACGACGACUUUGAUAUAACCCUAACUCCAAUGGAAAUUCGGACAUUCGUCAUUGAAAUGCAACCGACCUACUGAUUCAAUUGAAAUAAAAUAGACUUGUAUUUCUCAUAAAA
Toxorhynchites rutilus septentrionalis is the source of this 3300-nucleotide messenger RNA. RefSeq names its product lysosomal alpha-mannosidase-like. The transcript is spliced from 5 exons. Gene Ontology annotation, molecular function: alpha-mannosidase activity; carbohydrate binding. Gene Ontology annotation, cellular component: lysosome. The record is from RefSeq and is a predicted model, not a curated record. Gene Ontology annotation, biological process: mannose metabolic process. Bases 212 to 3262 code for a protein of 1016 amino acids. Lineage: Eukaryota; Metazoa; Arthropoda; Insecta; Diptera; Culicidae.